GGGGUGUGUGGUGCAUGACGCAUGCAUACGUCCCAGCAGCUGUCCGAAGUGGAUGCUGGCGAAAGAGAGACUGCAGUGCUGGCCCCCAGCUGUCGAUCAGGGGAGGGAAAGGAUUGCCAUGAGCACAGAAUGCUUGGCUGAAAAUCACAUGAGAGGUCUGAACCCACGAUUGUGCAUGCUGCCAUUUAAAAUGAAAAGACUAUCCCACCAGCGUUAUCAUGCCCAGCCCUAGGAACAGCCCAAAGGGUAGCCGUGAGAGACGGGCUCCUGGCAACAGGCUGGAGUUCUUAUCACUGAUGAGUCCAAUGAAUCCGACACCCCCAGAAAGCCCAUCUCGUCGCAAGGACUCUACAGCCAGUACUGGCCCUCCACAGGCUCUACCUGAAGAGGACUGCAUGAAGCUGAACCCAUCUUUUGUGGGUAUUGCCUUCCGCUCUUUGUUGGCCAUUGAUCUUUGGGCCUCCAAACAGCUGGGGGUAUGUGCUGGAGAGAAUUCCUCUUGGGGCAGCGCCCGUCCUCUCAUGAAAGUUAUAGAGGUCUCAGGGCAUGGCAUUCCUUGGCUAGCUGGCACGUUGUAUGGGCUCUGCAGAAGUGGUAGCUCAGCAGGCCGAGAGGUGCUACUCAACCUGCUCUUUGCUCUGGUGCUUGAUCUAAUUUUGGUGGCCACGGUGAAAGGACUGGUAAAAAGAAGGCGCCCAACGCACAACAAGAUGGACAUGUUUGCCACUGUCUCCGUGGACAAAUACUCUUUCCCUUCAGGCCAUGCUACUAGAGCCGCCAUGGUUUGCAGAUUUGUACUACAUCAUCUCAUACUGGCUGUCCCAUUGCGUGUGCUGGUGGUGCUUUGGGCUUUUGUUGUAGGAAUUUCCCGAGUCAUGCUGGGAAGACACAAUGUGACAGAUGUGAUCUUUGGGCUAAUUAUGGGCUACAUUCAAUACAGUAUAGUUGAGUACUUCUGGUUAUCACCUUUCAGUGCUCCUGCUCUCUUUACAGUGUGGAGUUGAUUAUCCUUAAUGGAUCAGCUGCAAGGGCCACUGGACUGCUUGUAGCACAAACAGUAAACAUUUAUUAAGCUCCAUCUUAGCAAGAUAGGUGAGCAGGAUCAAUGAGAGUCAUCCUGAGGGGGUAUGUGGAUGGCUUUGGCCUCAUUUUUUCCAUUGGUGCCAUCUUACUUUCUGAGUGUGUUGCUGCUCUGGAGCAUGAGCCACCCCAAUAAAACUGCAUCAACCA
Molecule: messenger RNA, 1230 nt
Organism: Hemicordylus capensis (graceful crag lizard)
Lineage: Eukaryota; Metazoa; Chordata; Lepidosauria; Squamata; Cordylidae
Gene: PLPP6
Product: phospholipid phosphatase 6
Exons: 4
Coding region: 219-1004 (261 amino acids)
Molecular function (GO): sphingosine-1-phosphate phosphatase activity
Source: RefSeq, a predicted model, not a curated record